AUUGCAAAUUGCAACAGUAAAAGUAUAGAAACAGUUUGCGCACAAUGGCACACCGAAGCAAUUAUCUGGAAACCGACGACGAAUAUUUUAUGGAAUUUGCCUGUGUAGCGGCCAGAAGAAGUAAGGAUCCAGAAACACAGGUUGGUGCCUGUAUCGUAAACGAAGAUAAAGUUGUGGUUGGUAUUGGUUAUAAUCACAUGCCCAAAGAGUCCGAUGAAUUUUCAUGGGAGAGGAAAAAGGAAAAUCCCUCUAAUAAUAAACACAUGUUUGUCAUUCAUGCUGAGAUGGCUGCUAUCAUAAAGAAAACUAUUGCUGAUCUUCAUGGUUGUACAAUUUACGUCACCUUAUUCCCCUGCAAUGAAUGCGCAAAAGUUAUAGUAGAAUCAGGAAUUAAAGAAGUUGUUUAUCUUUCUGAUGCAUAUGCUAAAAAAGAUUAUACAAAAAUUGCAAAGGGAAUCUUUAACACGGUCCGCCUUCGAUAUAGGGCGUGUGGAGAAAAACUACCAGAGCCUGCUCAUCAAGAAGAAAAUAGUACUAAAAAAAGAAAACUAUAAUAUAUUAUAAACUAUUAUUAUUAUAUUACUAUACUAUUAAUACAUAUUAUGAUGUCAGUUUUAGCCAACUAAAUAUGUUCAAAUUUAAAUUUGAACAAUUUAUGCAUCACUUGGUAACUAACUGUAAUCGAAACCUAUUAAUCAUUUUUUAGAUUUUAGUUUACUUUUAGUUUAGUUGUUGGGACGAUUUUUAUUAUCUUUAUAAUAAAUUACAUAAUAUGGUUUUUUAUAGUGUUAAUAUAUUUGUUCAACAAUUU
Messenger RNA from Diabrotica balteata, 811 nucleotides. The record is from the annotation of a GenBank genome assembly. NCBI's taxonomy places the organism in Eukaryota, Metazoa, Arthropoda, Insecta, Coleoptera, Chrysomelidae.